CCGCGCCUGCGCCUUGAGCAUUUGCGGGUGAGCUUGGGAGAGCAGUGGGCGCUGAGGCGCUGCAGGUGGCUCCCCUCAGGAUUAUUACAGAGAGAAACAAACUGGAAUCUGAGACUUCAGGCACCAGAUAAACUCCAGGCUUCUGGAAGGGGCUAUGGCGGUGGCCCUGGGCUGUGCAAUCCAGGCCUCCUUGAAUCAGGGCUCUGUGCUACAAGAGUAUGACACUGACUGUGAGGUCUUCCGCCAACGCUUCAGGCAGUUCCAGUACACUGAAGCAGCUGGGCCUCAUGAAGCCUUCAACAAACUGUGGGAGCUUUGCUGUCAGUGGCUGAAGCCAAAGAUGCGUUCUAAGGAGCAAAUCCUGGAGCUGCUCGUGCUGGAGCAAUUCCUCACUAUUCUGCCCACAGAGAUAGAGACCUGGGUGAGGGAACACUGCCCAGAGAAUAGAGAAAGAGUUGUAUCACUGAUAGAAGACUUACAGAGAGAACUUGAGAUACCGGAACAACAGGUUGACAUGCAUGACAUACUUUUGGAAGAACUGGCGCCAGUAGGAACAGUACCCAUGCCACCAGACAUGCAUCUGGAGUCACCUGCCCUCCAGGUAAUGGGUCCUGUCCCAGAGGCCUCAGUCACAGAGGCCUGGAUCCCACAGGCAGGGCCACAGGAGCUGAACUACGGUGAUGCUGGAACAUGCCAGCCCUUUCUGGACACUGGAUAUCCACUGCCAAAGCUUGAUGUAAACUUCCCACUGGAGCAGCGAGAAGAGCCAUGGGUAAAGGAAUUACAGGAUUCCAAAGAAAUGAAACAAUUACUUGAUUCCAAGAUAGGUUUUGAUAUGGGGUUAGAAAAUGAAGAAGAUGCUUCAAAACAGAAAAAACUGGAGAAUAUAUAUCCAUUUAUUGUAACUUUAGAGGGGAAUUCUCUGCAUGGUCCCGUUAUGGAAAAAGACUAUGUACCAUUAGAAAAUCAAUGGGAGCUACCCCCGGAGGAUUUACAGACAGAUUUAACUAAACUCGUGGAUCAGCAGAACCCCACUCUAGGCGAGACACUUGAGAGCAGCAGCUUGGAAGAACCUCUCAACCCUAGGCCCCAAAAGAAGAAGAAUCCAGGAGAGAAACCUCACCGAUGUCCUCAGUGUGGAAAAUGUUUUGCUCGGAAGUCACAACUUACUGGGCAUCAGAGAAUUCAUUCAGGGGAAGAACCUCACAAAUGCCCUGAAUGUGGAAAAAGAUUCCUUCGUAGUUCAGACCUUUAUAGACACCAACGACUUCACACAGGAGAGAGACCCUAUGAAUGUACUGUGUGUAAAAAGCGAUUCACGCGGCGGUCACACCUUAUUGGGCACCAGAGAACUCAUUCUGAAGAAGAAACAUAUAAAUGCCUUGAAUGUGGGAAGAGUUUUUGUCAUGGAUCAAGUCUUAAAAGACAUCUGAAAACUCACACAGGUGAAAAACCUCACAGAUGUCAUAAUUGUGGGAAAAGUUUUAGUAGACUGACCGCGCUUACUUUGCACCAGAGAACACAUACUGAAGAGAGACCAUUUAAAUGUAAUUACUGUGGGAAAAGCUUUAGGCAGAGGCCAAGCCUCGUUAUUCACUUAAGAAUCCAUACAGGGGAAAAGCCAUAUAAGUGUAGUCAUUGUUCUAAAAGCUUCAGACAGAGAGCAGGCCUUAUUAUGCACCAAGUCACUCAUUUUAGAGGACUGCUUUAAGAAUUGUUGAGGGAAACAGGUCCUACAGAAGCUAACACUAACUCAAAAAAAUUGUAACCUGCAGUAGCCUGUUUGUUUGGAAGGACCUUUUUGUUUGAACUCAUGACAACAGUUUUUUUUGGGGGGGGGUUAUUAGCAUUUUUAUUUUGAGAAUUCAAAACUGCAGACAGUAUAAGAAUUCCAAGUGUUGAUAUAUUUCAAUCUUUCUUUACAAAAGGUGUGGGGAGGGGCUAUUUUUAAAAUCCAUCUUCAGUGGCAUAUGAGUUGUAGAAGAGCCACCUAUAUUAGCAGCUUUCCUAACUUGAUUUAUCCUGUCUCCACAACUCUUUUUUAUUAAAAUAGGAGAUUUUAUGUUCCAAGGCAGCCAUGUCCUAAGUAUAAGCAUAAAGCAUAAAAAUGAUGACAGACCUUUUAGGGGUAGGAUCAGUAUAAUGGAUAACCAUGUCUAUUGACCUAUCUGUUGUAGAAGUACCAUACAUACUCUGCUGUGUAAUUAUUAAAGAUGAACUCAAAACUUUAGAUGUUCCAAAGUGGCAAGAAUGGAGAUAGUGAAUUUUGUCAAACAAUAAAAUUACGUCAGGAGCACAAGAAUGGAGGGGUUAUCAUUUUCCUGGUGAGAACUGGGUUAUUUCCAUUAAAAUUUUUAUAUUUAAGAAAAUUUAGAUUUUAACCUUUACUUCUGAACUUUGCAAAGUUUGCUGGUCUGCUCAGUUGGCAGGCUGUGGUGAUGGUGCCUAGUAUUGAUAAUUUAGCUCUAGGUCUAGAAGAGUCCACUUGAAGCCAGGUGUGGUGCACAUCUAUAAUCCCAGCACUCUGAGAGGCUGAAGAAGGAGGAUCGCAUUUUUGAGUCCAGCCUGAGAAAAUUAAUGACUUACCAAGAACUUGUCCCAAAAUAGAACAUCAAAAAAGGGUGGGGCAAGGCCCUGGGUUUGAUCUCCAUUACCACAAAAAGUAAAGAACUCACUUGACUGUGGAAGUUGUACAAGUAGGAUCUAAUUUAACUGAGAUUGACUGAAGAAUCAGUAUCCAUGGCUUUUUACUCUCUUUUGGUAAUUCACUCAUGUGUCUUUCAGUGCUUUUGAAAUUUUACCCAUUCCUUAGUUCAUUGUCUCCUGUAAGAAUGUGUCAUAGAACACUUAGUUCUGCAAGAUACUCUGCAAGUAAGUUUCUGAGUUGCUUCCUGCUAUUUCCCCUUCCUGGAUUCAUAGUGCACAUCAGCGUAUGAGACUCUGGGAGAGAUCUGCUAGUAAAGGAGGAGAAAGCACCUCUUUGGCUCAAUGUUUUCCAAACUUACUUGAACCCAGUACACCUCUUUUCUUGUUCAUUCAAUGAUAACUUACAGAACUAUUAUUCUGCAAAUGUCCCUUGGAAUACACUACCUUAAACAAAUAUUUCUUUAACUACAAUAUUGUUCUGUUGCUCCCAAGCUAGUUAUCUCCAGUUGUUUUAAGGGUAUUAUAAAAAAAUUCUUUAAAAAUAUACAUCUUUUUGGCCAGGGAUUUAGCUCAGUGGUUUUGCCGCCUGCUGCGCAAGCACAAGGACCCCAGUUCUAUCCCUGGUACCAAAAAAAAUAUAUAUAUAUAUAUAUAUAUAUACAUCUUUUGUAUAAUACACACAUAUAUCAUUUCAAGGAGGUGAGGAUCACUAAUUUAUAUCAUUUAUAAAUUGUUCAGUGAUUGUCAACCUCUUCAUUUUCCUUAUAAGUACACAUACACGCACACACAAAUACAGAUCCAUACACAAUACCAUUUUAAGAAGGUGAGGAUCACAAAUUCAGGCAAAUUAAAAGUUGCCAGUGAUUAUCACCCUUUUUGAAUUUUACUUAUAAUUACACACACACACAGUUGUUGCUUAUAUAAAUAUUCCCAUAUAAUCGUGGUAACAACUCAAAUUCCCACAUGAGGGAAGAAGUCUCAUUAUCAGUUAAAGCUGUUAGCAUGUGAAAAUAUUCAUUGAGCCUAGUUCCUUGUUGUAAUAUACAAGAAAUAGGACAUUCAAGCAUUUUUCUUUUAUGAAGAUAUCCAGUCAUUCUUUCCUUAACUAGGACUAGGGAGGUAUAUCUCUUCUAUUGCACUGAAUUGCUUGCAACUGAUAUCUAAGCAUUUGGGAGUAUCUGCUAUGUGCCUAACUAGUCCUGUUCUAGGCUUAACAGAAGCUAGUAAAGAAGUACAAUUCAUGGGUCAGGCUCAUAAAAGAGUUUAUAAUAUCUCUAGUUAUAAACAAGAGUUGGGGAACACAUGGAGAACAAUGCAAGAGAGUUUGUAAUUAAGUGCCAAAUCAUAUCAAGUGCCAGAGCCAGGAUGUGUCUUUAACUCUUGACAUCCAGGUCCCUGUAUGAUGCUGCUAUAUUUUUAGGGUUAAAAUUGAGAUCUCAGUAGCAAUAGACAUGUAAUAUGGGAGGAGUCUGAAUGUAGAGAUGAAAAAUACCGAAUGUAAUGGCUUCUCUUUUCUCUCUUGUGGAAUCGCAUUCAAACCAGAAAACAGUGCCUUAGAAUGGAUGUGCCCAACUGCUCUGUAUUUAUACAAUAUUUUAAUAAAAUGGAAAUGUGUAUGCUA
This is a messenger RNA of Heterocephalus glaber (naked mole-rat), 4267 nucleotides long. RefSeq names its product zinc finger protein 449 (gene Znf449). The record is from RefSeq and is a predicted model, not a curated record. Gene Ontology annotation, biological process: regulation of transcription by RNA polymerase II. NCBI's taxonomy places the organism in Eukaryota, Metazoa, Chordata, Mammalia, Rodentia, Bathyergidae. Gene Ontology annotation, molecular function: DNA-binding transcription factor activity, RNA polymerase II-specific; RNA polymerase II cis-regulatory region sequence-specific DNA binding.